CAGGAGCUCAGGACACAAGCAACUCUUGCUGUUUUAUCUUUGUUCCCUCUUAGAACCGAAUAAAGAUAAAACGGUCUGACAAAGAAAAAGCCUAGCUCAAGCUCUCUGGCUUUCAAGGAACGAAGUUCACUCUCACAAGGUUUAAUAUGAGUAGAGGAGAGUUUGAUGGCAGAAGAAGAAGAAUUGGGUCAUUUAGAAAAGCCAACAAUCUAUAUGAAGAUAGGAUUCUUGAAGCUAGUCCUUCACUGAAGAAACCAGAGAGAGAUUUCUCAGAGAAGUCUUCUUCAAUAGCAAGAGAACUCCAUAUGGCGCGCCGGGACAUAGGUCGGUUCAAAGAAAACAGAACAGACACAGAUUUGGUAAAAGCACAGGCAGAAUCUGAGCUAUAUGACGUAUACAAGAGAGCCAAAGAUCUCUCUUCUGUGAUUGAGGAAUCAAAUUCCAAUGCAAAGUCACAUACACGAGAGAUUGAAGUACUAAAGAAAUCGAGAAGGCGUGGAAAUAAGCGUGAAGAUCGGGUGUUGGCUCUGGGGGAGGUGGAGAAUCAACAAUAUGCAGACGUGAUGAGAGAAUUGGAACUUGUGAGGCAGGAACUCAGCAUGCUUAAGCUUGAUGUGGCUUCUGUUUUAGAAGAGAAAUCGCGGGCAGAGAAGCAAACUGAGGCCGCAAAUACAAAGAUGUUGUUUUAUACAAGCUCAGUGGAAGCAAUCAAGAAGGAGAUUGAGGAUGCCAAUGAAGAGCAAGUGCUAACUGAGUUGGCCCGGAUUGAAGCUGAGAGAGAAUUUGCAGAUAUUGAAGCUGAGAGAGAAAAGGAAGCCAAUCAAUUCUCAUUUGCAGUGGUGGAAACCAGGAAAAAAAUGAAAGAUGUUAUUGAAGAGAUUGAUUCCUCCAAAGAGCUUGAAACUAAAUUAUCUGUCACAAUGUCUGAUGUGGUUGUGUUACAAAAUGAACUGAAGCUAGUUAAAGAAAUGGACAAAAGGAUUCAAAGGAUUGAUAGCUUGAGUCGCUCAGAACCUAGUUUUCGUAGAGGAGAGGACUUGGAAGGUUCACCAUUGUUACAUUCAGUCACAGAAGAACUAGAGGUGGCAAAGAAAGAAUUGGCCGCAGUUAAAGUAGAAGGUUUUCAGUUCAUGGCCUCCAUGGAUAUCAUAAGAAAUGAGCUUAAGCAUUUAACAGACAAGACUGCUCGAUUAAGGAAAACAGAACAGAAAUCGGAUUUAACGGUUAAAAGUCUCAAUUCAAAGCUUCUCAGAGCAAAAGCCAAGCUGGAAGCUGUAUCUGCAUCUGAAGAAAAAGCAAAAUCAAUGGCAUCCAAUCUUUCUCUCACUCUUGAAAAGCUUAAGACAGAAGCAGAGGCUGCAAGGAAAGAAAAGGAGCUUGCUUGUGAAGAGGCUGCAACCAUCAAGUCAGAAAUUCUGAAAAUGGAAUCUGAGAUAGACUUGACUGAGGAAAAAUUACAGGCUGCAAUGGAAGAGCUUGAAACGGUCAAAUCAUCAGAAGCUGUAGCUCUUGAAAAUCUCAAAGAUCUUAUUGAGGAUACCGUAAGAGCUAGAGCUUUUGAAUCACAGAGUAGUUCUUCAAUUACCAUAUCCAAGUUCGAAUACGACUAUCUGACUGGACGUGCAGCUGGGGCUGAAGAAAUUGCCGAUAAAAAGGUGGCAGCAGCUCAGGCAUGGAUUGAAGCUCUAAAGGCCAGUGAGAAGGAAAUAUUGAUAAAGAUAGACCUAUCCCUUAGAGAUCUCAAAGAGAUGAGAGUGCAGGAAGAGCAAGUGACCUAUAGAGCAGAAAGACAGCUUUCUAGAAAGAUGAGGGUUGAGGGAGAAUUACAGAACUUGGGACAAAAGCGGGAGAGAAAUGCAGUACACGGAAACCGACAACAAGCACAGCCUAGAAAAUCUAUGAAAAGCAAUGGAAACUUGACUCCAUCCAGGCGAGCUAAGCAUAGAAAAUCUGCUUCUCCUGGAGCUCAGAAUACUUUCCCAAUCCAGAAGAAAAAAAAGGUAAUGCCUAAUCUGGCCAAGAUUUUUAGUGGUAAGAAAAUUGCCAAAGAAGUGUGAGCUAUUUGAAGUUUACUACAUACUCAUUGGCCAAGUGAAUCUAGUCUAUCAAAUGAAUAAAUUACACUCACAUAGUUUGAGCUUUGGGAGCUUGUAGCUUUGCUUUUUUCAAAUAAGUACUGCUCCAUUAGCUUUUGACUUACCGCAAGCAUGUGAGAUAGAUAUCCGAGUGUAUAGCUGUGGGCUUAGAGUGUGGCACAUUCAUGUAUGUAAUUGUAUGUUGAAUGCUUGUGUCAAUAAAUAGAAGAGGUCAUUGUUGUGGUCA
This is a messenger RNA of Prunus mume (Japanese apricot), 2322 nucleotides long. It is a transcript of the gene PMI2, whose product is annotated as PLASTID MOVEMENT IMPAIRED protein (DUF827). Gene Ontology annotation, cellular component: cytosol. The record is from RefSeq and is a predicted model, not a curated record. NCBI's taxonomy places the organism in Eukaryota, Viridiplantae, Streptophyta, Magnoliopsida, Rosales, Rosaceae. Gene Ontology annotation, biological process: chloroplast accumulation movement; chloroplast avoidance movement.